AGUAGGUUAAGAAAUGCCCAACUUUUAUUCCUAUCUUGACAAGGAUGUAGAAGGGAAGAUUGCCAACCUAAAAACAGAAAGAGGACCAGAGAAACGAUCUGACUGUUGCCUUUGAAAUGGCUGGGAAAGUUCUCCUGAUAUACCUGACUAUCUACCCUGCCCUCCAGAUCAGGACAGACAGUACGGAGGAGUACGACUAUGAUUAUCUCAGCAUCAAUAAGACCUGGGUCCUGACGCCAAGGACCCACGAGACCGAUGCCACCCAGAUCCUGAACACACUGCUACUGAACUAUGACAACAAGCUGAGACCUGACAUUGGCAUCAAGCCCACGUACAUCGAUGUGGAUAUUUAUGUGAACAGCAUUGGUCCAGUGUCUGUCAUCCAGAUGGAAUACACCAUCGAUAUCUUCUUUGCUCAGACCUGGUAUGACCGCCGUCUCCGUUUCAACAGCACGCUCAAAGCGCUGACCCUGAAUAGCAACAUGGUGAGCCGCAUCUGGAUCCCUGACACCUUUUUCCGGAACUCUAAGCGGGCUGAUUCCCACUGGAUCACCACACCCAAUCAGCUGCUCAGGAUCUGGAAUGAUGGGAAGGUGUUGUACACUCUCAGGCUUACCAUUGAGGCAGAAUGCCUCCUUCAGCUGCAGAAUUUUCCAAUGGACACUCAUUCCUGCCCUCUCAUCUUCUCCAGCUAUGGAUAUCCCAGAGAAGAGAUAAUCUACCGCUGGAGGCGUUAUUCCAUCGAAGUAUCUGACCAACGCUCCUGGAGACUCUACCAGUUUGACUUUACAGGGUUGAGGAACACAUCAGAAGUCCUCAGGACUGGAGCUGGGGAUUAUAUGGUCAUGACGGUUUCCUUUGACCUGAGCAGGAGGAUGGGCUACUUUGCUAUUCAGACCUACAUCCCUUGCAUCCUGACUGUGGUUUUGUCCUGGGUUUCCUUCUGGAUCAAAAGAGACUCUACCCCUGCCAGGACAUCGCUGGGGAUCACUACCGUGCUGACCAUGACCACCCUGAGCACAAUUUCCCGCAAGCAUCUUCCACGGGUUUCCUACAUCACCGCCAUGGACCUCUUUGUCUCAGUUUGCUUCAUCUUCGUCUUUGCUGCCCUGAUGGAGUAUGCCACCCUCAACUACUUGGUGGGGAACAAAAAGCCAGUGGAAUACAGCGGCAGGAAACCCAAACUGCCUCCCUCCGGGGCCAACGCCAUGCCCUCCUUCACUGCCAUUACCAUCAACAACGUCAUACACUGGCCCCCAGAGGGCCCCGAGGAAGAAGAGGAGCGGCACCCCAGCUCUUCCUGCUUAGAAGGGAAGGAGUGUGAGAAGUUCUUCUGCUGCAUUGAAGACUGCCAGACUGGGACAUGGCGAGAAGGAAGAAUCCGCAUCCACAUCUCCCGUCUGGACUCCUAUUCCCGGGUCUUCUUUCCCACGGCCUUCCUUCUGUUCAACAUUGUCUACUGGAUUGCUUACCUGUACCUCUAGGUGUCCCUCUCCCCUCCCUUUGACAGGAAAGAUCUGCCAGUAUUUCACACAGAAGACCGUAAACAACAGAAAAGAGAUUAAAAAAAGAACCAGUUUACAAUUUCUUCCUCCCACGCCCCCACUCAUGUUAAGGAAUUUAGUCUCCUCUGACCCUUUCUCUAAUUCUGCGGGGGUUCUCCUGGGACCCUCCCUCUUAGGCCCAUGUACCCCAAAAAGAGCUACCCCAGAAGACCCUAGUUCCCUUGGCCUUCUCCACCCUUGUUAUGUCUGCCUGGAUGGGGUAAGGAUGUGGAACAGGCCAGACAACGAUAUCCCAAGAAUUCCAAACUUGAGGAGGGCAGGGAAAGAAGAUAUGGAGAGAUAAGGAGAGUCUGCAUGAAGAUUCCUUUCUAUUUGAAAUAUUCAUCCUUCUUUCAAUGGCUAAAAAAAAAAAAGAAAAACAGACUUAGGAAAAAUACUGUUGAAAGACAGCCUUGUUCUGGAUAUGGCCAGGAGUCCCUUCUAUAGAUCAUAGCUGAAGGGUUCCACUGCCCUUUCGUUUAUUUUUCCACGAGCAAUUGCUUCCGGAACAGAGUCCACAAAGGAAAACAUACAACACAUCAGCUUAGAAAUCUUGGCACCUCCGAGAGUGGCUGCACAUCCUUCUUUCUCCCGAUGACGCUGCCCGGAAUUAAACUCGGUCCCACCUCUCUCUCGGGGCCCAUUCGCUGCUUUUGUAAUGAUGCAGACCUCCUUGUUAUCUCUGCCACAAUACCCCCGUGGCACUUCAUCGCUGUUAUUGCCCUGCCCACAAGCAGUGGCUUAGAACUCAGCCGCACUGGCAUCAUCUAGCCUGGGAGUCCUCCCACCUGGCAGCCACAGAGUUACAGCCUGUUGCUAUGUGGAGGCAGGUAGUUCCUAUCUGUCAAUCUGCCACACUGGCUCCAUCUCAGUCAUGUCUCAAGAGGACACUAUCAAUUUGGGGCCCUCUGCCAUAUUGCUUAUGCUGGUUUGCUUUAAACAAAGUGAUGCACAUAUGCACGCAUGCAUACUAUGUAAUCCCACUGCCAUUUUGACAUGUGCCCAGAACAGUCCAUCAGUAAAUCAGUUGUAUUAUGGAGUGCUUACUACGUGCAGAGCACUUAACCAAGCUCCUGGGAGGGUACGACAUGUUAUAUAACAUGUCCUGAAGCUCUGUUGUCACUCCCUUCUCUCUCCCCCAGCAGUAUUUAAUGUGACCGUCAGAUCCGGAACCUGUUUGAUUGGUGUGAGAAGAACUGGAAGGGAUAUGUGACUUUGGUUAUCAGAGGUAUAUCAGAGGUAUAUCGGAGAGAGAGAGACCCAAUGUCUUUUCCUAGUUUUAUCAUUAUCAGCCUGCCUCCAGGCCCUGUUACCCCUAUUCUUCCCCACAACCUUCCAUUGGGUUCAAAGGGCUGUCCUUGGUGGGCAGAGGUGGGUGGAAUCAAGCUUCGGUGCAUUCCCUAUCACUUCUUUUACAGUUGUUCUUGUCCACACACAGGUCUGUGGCAUUCCCUUUUGCAGGAAAGGAGCCAGAAACCUGGCACCACUUGGCACAGCUGCCCUUUCCCCAGUCACCUGCUCUCACCCACUCAACCCCAUGGAUUGAUUAUUCCAGUUCCUCAUUCGAUGCAGGGCAUCCAGAGGGCAUUUGAUGAAUAUUUAAUGGUGAUAUCAAGCAGGAUGCAUCAGGUCUCUCUCUCUUUGCCCGCGCACCUCUCAGAGGCUCUUUUAACCUGGUCUGGGCCCCAUUCCAAUCUCUGCAUAGUAGGAUCAUGUCAUUCUGAUUGAGGCAGACCCAAGUGUUAGCUCUAGAGUGAUGAAAAAAGGCUGGAGAUAAUCCCCUCCGGAUCAUUUGGCUACUCUUCCACAAGGCAAUCAGUAAAAAAUAGCCGAUUAUUGGGAUCCUCCUUGUUAACUAGCUUCUCCAUUCACAUCUGAGCUCACUCUUUCUAGGGCAACUCACAUGUACCAGUGGCAUCGUGUCUUUGGGUUCCUCUCCAUGAGCCAUCAUUAGCGAUGACAUUAGGCUAUCAGGAUCUUGCUGGUUACAAUCCAGAAACCCUCUCCCCCCCUCUGAUACCUGCAACAGACAGCUGUCCUGGCUGAAUCCUGUUAGUCUCCUCAGAAACCAUGGACAGUAGAGCACAAGGAUCUCCCUCCAGGCAGUUGCUGGGUUUGGGCCAGGUACAGUGACCACCGAUGGCCAGGAGUGGAAGGGAGAUGAAUGUUCCAACAACUCAGCGUCAGGUCUCUGGUUACCACAUCCCAGCCAUGCAGCUGCCUCAUUGGGACUGCAUGAAGAUACUUUCUUACCUUGUGACGUAAAUCUAGACACCUCCCAAUGCUUCUGACCAUGGAAAGUUAUAUAUUUGUAAUGUUCUGGGAGAAAAGGCCAAUCUGCUUUCUUCCGAUUAAACUUUAGAAAAAACAAUUAAAUAUAUUACAAAAUCAUA
Molecule: messenger RNA, 3937 nt
Organism: Ornithorhynchus anatinus (platypus)
Lineage: Eukaryota; Metazoa; Chordata; Mammalia; Monotremata; Ornithorhynchidae
Product: gamma-aminobutyric acid receptor subunit gamma-4
Exons: 10
Coding region: 117-1484 (455 amino acids)
Biological process (GO): nervous system process; synaptic transmission, GABAergic; monoatomic ion transmembrane transport
Cellular component (GO): dendrite membrane; GABA-A receptor complex; postsynapse
Molecular function (GO): GABA-gated chloride ion channel activity; transmitter-gated monoatomic ion channel activity involved in regulation of postsynaptic membrane potential; inhibitory extracellular ligand-gated monoatomic ion channel activity
Source: RefSeq, a predicted model, not a curated record